Umbelopsis ramanniana AG is the source of this 1683-nucleotide messenger RNA. RefSeq lists its product as uncharacterized. The record is from RefSeq and is a predicted model, not a curated record. The transcript has 9 exons. Lineage: Eukaryota; Fungi; Mucoromycota; Umbelopsidomycetes; Umbelopsidales; Umbelopsidaceae. Gene Ontology annotation, molecular function: glycerol-3-phosphate O-acyltransferase activity; glycerone-phosphate O-acyltransferase activity. Gene Ontology annotation, cellular component: endoplasmic reticulum membrane. Bases 1 to 1683 code for a protein of 560 amino acids. Gene Ontology annotation, biological process: phospholipid biosynthetic process.
AUGGCACAGGCUAGGACCAACUUUUUCUACGAUCUAGCGCUAUGGAUCUUUAAUAUUAUGCUCGAUGUCUUCUUCAAGGAGAUUCGCCCAAGAGGAUCUCAUAGGAUCCCUCGAGAAGGUCCAGUCAUUUUUGUCGUUGCCCCGCAUGUUAAUCAAUUUGUCGAUCCUCUCAUUCUUAUGCGAGAGUGUGGACGACGGGUAUCUUUUUUGAUAGCAGAGAAAUCAAUGCAUCAAAGAGGCAUAGGCAUGUUCGCUCGCAUGAUUAACGCCAUUCCUGUUAUUCGGCCUCAAGACUUGGCCAAGCCCGGACAAGGCAGAAUUCAGCUUCUCAACACCAAGACGGAUCCAUUACGAAUUACAGGCAUCGACACCAAGUUUACCACAGAAUUACAACCUAAAUUCUCAAUUGUCUUACCCAAAAAUGUUGCACAAAUGGAAGUUGUUCAGGUACUAUCCGACACAGAGAUCCUCAUCAAGAAAGAAGUUAAGGAAGCAAAAGCCCUUGCUCUUCUAACCUCACCAGAGGGCAGUGCGUACAAAUGUAUACCGCACGUCGAACAAGAUUCUGUGUACAAAGUUGUGCAUGAUGAACUAAACAAUAACCAGUGUAUUACCAUCUUCCCUGAAGGAGGUAGUCAUGACCGCGCUGAGAUGCUGCCAUUAAAAGCCGGUGUCACUUUGAUGGCUUUAGGGGCAAUGGCGAAAUACCCUGGACUUGAUGUUAAAAUUGUUCCAUGCGGUUUAAAUUAUUUUCACGCACAUCGUUUCCGCUCUCGAGCAGUCAUUGAGUUUGGAGAUCCAGUUACAAUCAGUGCUGAUAUGGUACAGAAAUUCAAGGAAGGGGGUAACACGAAACGGGAUGUCUGCUCAAAGUUAUUGGAUAUCAUUUAUAAUGCACUUAAAAGCGUUACAGUCAAUGCCAGUAACUACGAAACUUUGAUGAUGAUCCAAGCAGCUCGAAGAUUGUACAAACCUGCUCAUCGAAAGUUGCAUAUUUCACAAGUUGUGGACCUUAAUCGUCGAUUCGUAAUCGGCUAUAAUAUUUAUAAGGAUGACCCUAAAGUGAUCGAGCUGCAGCAUAAAGUUCUUGCGUAUAACCAACUUAUCAAGUAUCAUGGCUUAAAAGAUCACCAAGUACCAAAAACCAAUUUAAGAAGACGGGAAACCUUUGCCCUGCUGUCGUAUCGACUCAUGAUAUUGUCGGUAUGGGGCAUUUUAGCCUUCCCAGGUGCUAUUCUCAACCUUCCAAUCGCAAUUGUAGCAAAGUACAUCAGUACGCGGAAGGCAAAAGAGGCAUUGGCUGGAUCAACUGUCAAGUUAGCAGGGCGGGAUGUCUUAGCAACAUGGAAGCUUCUCGUCGGUCUGGUGCUCAUUCCGACUCUGUAUGGGUUAUACAGCUUCGUCGCAUUCAUAUUUUUGAUGCGAACGGAAUGGAACUGGAAAUACAAGGUGUUUAUACCUUUGACCAUAUGGAAUACCUUACCCUUUAUAAGCUAUGCUAGCAUGCGAUUUGCGGAGAACGGCGUUGAGGUGUACAGGUCUAUUCGUCCGUUAUACGUACGGCUCGUGGAUCGUGAUAGCGCUGAAGGCUUGCGACAGAAUCGUGAACGCUUAUCAACCGAUAUCACGGAUCUCAUUAAUGAAUAUGCUCCUAAAGUUUUCAAUGAUUUUGAUCGUAAGUGA